AUGCAAAAAUUGACGUCAGACAUUGCCCCAACACCGCGAGAGAGAAGUGAUGUGUAUACGCUUUGUCUUGAAGCCAUCGAUCAAGCUGACACUUGGUUACCUGGCUGGUUUACCUUGGCUAAUGAUCCAGCCAAGCAUCCAAAAUUUAAAGAUAUUUAUAGAGAUAAUUUGGCCGAAUGGCUAUCUUGGGCAUUUUUUAAUUUACCUUUGGAGAGCGUUUUACAAGAUGAAUCAGCAAUACAAGAACUGCACGAAAUGAUUAAUGACUUUGAAAAUAAAUUUCAUAUCAAGCUUAAAGAAGGGUACAAUGAAGAUGUGGUUGCCUAUCGGCUCACUUUGGAUCCGUUACUUGCUUAUCAUAGGCCGCUUGCCUUUUACGUACUUGUGCUGUUUCUCACAAACAUAUUUGGCUUUGUUUGUCAAUUUUUAUGGGGCAUGAAGAGGUUUGGUCCAGAGAAUAGAUCAACUAUUUGGAGUUUGAUGGAUCCACAACAAUCUCCUUAUCCUAGUAGUCAUAUCGGCCCAGAAAAAGUUCCUUAUUGGUUCCGUGAUGGAAAUCGUAGAAAGAAACCUAUUGUCUUUAUCCAUGGAAUUGGUGGUGGUCUUAUGUGCUAUAUUACACUUGUUGCUAAAUUGGUUACACUGGAUGCUCCUAUCUUUUUUAUUGAAUUACCGUUUGUUGCAAUGAAUUGUGUGGAAGAAGUGCCAACAGCGCAAGAAACAGUGAGAGAUAUUCAGCAGAUGUUACAAAGACAUGGCUGUACUGAUGCUGUCUUUGUUGGUCAUUCUCUUGGUACAUCGGUCAUAUCAUGGGCCAUCAAGUAUAUCCCUAAAAGUGUAGCUAGUACAGUAUUUAUAGAUCCCAUCUGCUUCAUGCUGCAUUAUAACGACAUCUGUCUUAACUUUGUAUACAGAACACCCAAGACAGCCGCUGAGGUAAGCACAGAUAUUACAUUGAGUUUGUAUCUGACCUUAUGA
Molecule: messenger RNA, 978 nt
Organism: Rhizopus microsporus ATCC 52813
Lineage: Eukaryota; Fungi; Mucoromycota; Mucoromycetes; Mucorales; Rhizopodaceae
Exons: 3
Coding region: 1-978 (325 amino acids)
Source: RefSeq, a predicted model, not a curated record